Etheostoma cragini (Arkansas darter) is the source of this 440-nucleotide messenger RNA. RefSeq names its product disintegrin and metalloproteinase domain-containing protein 17-like. Gene Ontology annotation, cellular component: plasma membrane. Gene Ontology annotation, biological process: Notch signaling pathway; membrane protein ectodomain proteolysis. Lineage: Eukaryota; Metazoa; Chordata; Actinopteri; Perciformes; Percidae. Gene Ontology annotation, molecular function: metalloendopeptidase activity. The annotation marks the transcript as partial. The record is from RefSeq and is a predicted model, not a curated record. The transcript is spliced from 3 exons.
GAUACCUCGCCAAAAUAAAAGCCUCUCUUCCUGUUGCAGGCGAGGAGAACUCUCGUGUUCAGGCUCACGUGGACGACCACGAGUUCUCAGCUCACAUCCUGACGGACGAGGCCGAGUACAACGUGGAGCCCCUGUGGCGGUUCACGGCGGCCCCUCGCGACGGCCGCCUGCUGGUCUACCGCUCCGAUGACAUCAGGAACCUGAGCCGCCUGCAGCAGCCGGUGGUCUGCGGCUACGUGACCUCCGACCCCGCCCACAUCCUCCCUGACGGGGUCAGAUCGGCCAUGUUGGAAGACCAAGAGGAUGAAGAGUCCGCGUCCAGGGGCCGGCGGCAGGUCCUGGACCACCAGAAGAACACGUGUCCUCUGCUGCUCGUGGCCGACUAUCGCUUCUUCAAACACAUGGGGAGAGAAGAAGAGAGCACCACCCUCAACUACCUG